Entamoeba dispar SAW760 is the source of this 2334-nucleotide messenger RNA. Its product is annotated as rap GTPase-activating protein, putative. The transcript has a single exon. Gene Ontology annotation, cellular component: cytoplasm. Gene Ontology annotation, biological process: regulation of small GTPase mediated signal transduction; activation of GTPase activity. Bases 1 to 2334 code for a protein of 777 amino acids. Gene Ontology annotation, molecular function: GTPase activator activity. The record is from RefSeq and is a predicted model, not a curated record. Lineage: Eukaryota; Evosea; Mastigamoebida; Endamoebidae.
AUGUCAAACAAACAAGAAAUACUUUCUUCUUCACUUCCCUCUCAAGAAAAAAAAGACGAAUUAACUGAAUCUUCACCUAAUUACCUUACAACAGAAUCUGUUUUAGAAGAAAGACAAGAAGAGAAAAUAGAAGAAAAUGGAUCUCCUUUACUUUCUGAGUCUUCUAAGAUAGAUACACCUGAAGAAGAAACAAAAGAAAAAAAAGGGAAAAAGAAUUUUCUAUCUAAAACUGUUGGUGGUAUUGCAAAAGGAACUAAAGCCGUUGGGCAUGGUCUUGUUAAAGGUACAAAAGUUGUUGGACAUGGUGUAGUUAGUGGAACUAAAGCAGUAGGUCAUGGUGUAGUUAGUGGAACUAAAGCAGUGGGACAUGGUGUAGUUAAAGGAGGUAAAGCAGUAGGUCAUGCUCUUAGCAAAGAUGAAAAAGAUAAGAAAAAAGAAAAAACUAAAGAAGACAGUUGUUCAGAAGGUGAGAUUAUUGUUUCAGAACCAUUACUUGAACAAGAAACAAAUGGAAGUGAUAUUUCUCUUAUAGAUUCACAAAGUCUUCAAAGUGCAAAUCCAAGUGAUAACAAAUCAACAAUUUCAAAUAUUAAUGGAGAUACUGUAUCAUAUACAUCUGCUUCAAUGAAUACAGAAACCAAAAGUGUUAGUCAAAGUUGUGCUAACAAUGACACAGUUUCUGUUACUUCAUUAGAUAAAACAGAAAAAGAAACAAAAAAAGAAAGUAAGUUCAGAAGAUUUGGUAAGAAAAGAAAUAGUUCAAAUCCUGAUGAUCCUACUUUAACUUCAGGAUCACAAAAAGCUGAUGAAUCCUCUUCUUCAUUAGAAAAAUCAGAAAAAUCACAUAACUCAAAAGACCUAUCUAAGAAAACACAAGAAAAAGAAGAUAAAGAAAAGAAAGGUGUAUUUGCCUCAGCAGGAAAAUUUGUAAAAGGGUUAGGUGAAUCAACUAAAGAAGCAUUAACAUUUAGUAACGAAAAGAGUAAUGAAGAAAAAGCAAGAGAAGAACAAGAAAAUUUAAUAGUACUACAAUUAUUUAAAGAGAAUGUCCGUUGUUUUGAUAGUAAUUCAGUUGUUACAUUACCAUGUGAAUCAUUAGUUGGAUAUAAAAGAAUGAAUAAAUCUAAGAUUACUAAAAGAGAUUUAGUUUUUGCAAUGUGUAGUAAUGCAGUUUAUCGAGGAACAAUUAAAAUUGAUUCUUGGAGUACAAUGGAAAUGCCAAAAGAUACAUACAAAGAAGGAAUAUUUGGUGAUUCAUUAAUUACGUUAAAUGUUAAAGAAGAUGGAUAUUUUGUCGAAACAUGUUCUGAAUCUGUAGAUCAAAAAACAGACUUAAAAAAUUUCACUAUUGUUGAUUUUGAAGCUGACUUCCCAUUUUAUAAAGAAUUUUUUUAUGGUAAUGAUCAAGUCAAACAUUAUUUAUCUAAAGAAGAAAAUGUUAUUUGUUCUAUUCAACGUUUCAAAGAAGUUUCUCGUUGUAUUUUAAGAAAUGGUCAAGGAGUUACACGUUGUCUUAUUGGAAAAGAAGAAUCAGAAAAACCACAAAAUUAUACUAAAUUUUUCAAAGAUCCAAAGACUGUUAUUUGUUUAAAUAAUACAAUAGAAAUUGAUGAAGAAUUACUUGAAAUGGAAACUAAAUCUUUAAUAACCCAUUAUAAGUUUGGGGUUAUUUAUGUAAAACCUGAUCAAACAGAAGAAAAUGCAAUCUUUAGAAAUACUCCAGAAAGUUGUUCUCCAGCAUUUUGGAAAUUCUUAGACCUUAUUGGUAAUAAAAUUGAACUUAAUGGAUGGAGUGGAUAUAGAGGAGGGUUAGAUGUUAAAACAGGGACAACAGGAGUACAUAGUUAUAUUUCUCAUUCAAAUAAUUUUGAAAUUAUGUUUCAUGUUGCACCUUUAUUACCUUUAUUACAAAAUGAUGAACAAGCACUAGAAAGAAAAAGACAUGUUGGUAAUGAUGUUGUUGUAUUAAUAUUCAAAGAACAAAGUAGUUCAUCUGAUAGAUUUGAUCCAAGGUGGUUAACAAGUCAUUUUAAUAGUAUUUUCUUAGUUGUUACACCAGAAAAAACUACAGAAGAUAAUAAUAAAUAUCAUAUCACUGCUUGUACAAAACCAUCUAUUAAUCCAUUUCCACCAUUCAUUAAUGAAACAGGUAUAUAUAAUCAUGACGAUGAAUUUAGAGAUUUUGUAUUAAGAAAAUUAAUUAAUGGAGAAAGAAUGGCAAUGUUUUCUCCUACUUUUAAAUUAAAUUACAAGAAAACUAUUAGAGAACAACUAAAAGACUUAAAUGAAAGAUAUUACAAGCAAGAUCUUCUUUCACAAAUUAAUUUCUUCUAA